CAGGCGGCAAUUCAACUGACCGCAAACCACAUUUGGCGCAGGAGGAGGCAGAACCGAUGGCGAUCCCGACCGUGUACGUGGCAUCGCUCAGCGCCUUUGUCGCUGGCGUCGCCAUCAGCUUGCAGUACUACGCGCUGCCGUACGCUGUCGUACUGGGUCUUCUCGCUGCGUAUCUCCCGAGCUUCUUGGCACCGACGCAGUUUUCGCAACGCGGUGGGUACUGGCCAUGGUUUGCGACGCUCUCGCUCUGGAAGGCGCGCGCGCCGGUGCCAACGACAUUGCACUUUGAGACACCGCUGGCUAAGGAGACGCAGUACCUCUUUUCGUCGCAUCCGCACGGCCCCACGUCGUGGCACCAUGGCGUCAUGAUCACAGGCGCGUCGACGCCGGCCUUUCAUGACGUGAUUCCUGGCGACCGCCGCCGCCACCUCGGCGCGUCGAUCGUGUUUCGCAUUCCCAUCUACCGCGAGCUGCUUCUCUGGCUCGGCGUCGUCGAUGCCAGUCGGUCCGUUGCGCACAGCGUCUUGGCGUCCGGCAAGAGCCUCGUGAUCCUCGUCGGUGGCAUCCAAGAGCAAAUGCUCGCCGAGUACCAAAAGCACCACGUCUUUCUCCAUUCGCGCAAAGGCUUUGUCAAGCUCGCGAUCCAGCACGGUACGGCCAUCGUGCCCGUAUAUGCGUUUGGUGAAAAUGAUCUUUUCCGUCCGUCCACGUUUUUGCUGCCGCUGCGGCAGUGGUUUGCUCGGAAAUUCCUUAUUGCGAUUCCGCUCUGCGUCGGCCCGACGUGGUGGAACCCGUUUAAACCGUUCCCAGUCGAGAUCCACCAAGUGUACGGACACCCGAUCCCAACGACCAAGUGCGACAACCCGUCCAGCGACGAAGUCGACCGCGUCCACGGCCUCUUCCUCACCGAGCUCCAGCGCAUCUUUGACAAGCACAAGGCAGCGUACGCAACGCCGGACGCGACGCUAGAAAUCUUGUAAGGAUAGCGCGUAGCCAGAGACAUCAGACAAUGCACGUCGUCGUGGCCUUCACUGCGCUCAUGUCCACUGUACGCCGAUAUUGCCGUCAUACUAG
Molecule: messenger RNA, 1074 nt
Organism: Saprolegnia diclina VS20
Lineage: Eukaryota; Oomycota; Saprolegniomycetes; Saprolegniales; Saprolegniaceae
Exons: 3
Coding region: 57-980 (307 amino acids)
Biological process (GO): triglyceride biosynthetic process
Cellular component (GO): endoplasmic reticulum membrane
Molecular function (GO): diacylglycerol O-acyltransferase activity
Source: RefSeq, a predicted model, not a curated record